AUGGUCGGUGCGACGCCGUUGUUUGAGGCAGAGGUGUCGAAAAACUUUGUAGAGAUAUUCGGCCAUCAGGCCUAUGUCAACAUGACCCAUGACAACAUCGUCGAGAGGCUGCAGACGUCGGACGAAUACGCCGUUCAUGAUGGGGCCGAGAUCACACAGUCGUUCAUCAGACGGGUGAAGGCCCGGUACGACGAACAAGUCCACGACGACCGAGUAACGAUUAUUUACGAUCUGGCGGUACAGGAGUAUGACAAAACCAACAUUUCAAAAUAUGCGGUAGAAAAUCUGGCGAAGGAGAAUAAAAUUCAUUAUUUCCUUUACGGAAAUAAAGAAAAGAUGGUUAAGGACGUGGUGAAAAAAUUUGAAUAG
This is a messenger RNA of Macrosiphum euphorbiae (potato aphid), 369 nucleotides long. The record is from the annotation of a GenBank genome assembly. NCBI's taxonomy places the organism in Eukaryota, Metazoa, Arthropoda, Insecta, Hemiptera, Aphididae.